ACAUGAUAGUUUUGCUCAACCUACCACGAUAGUCGCCAGACAGCAGGUUUUACUACUGUAGCGGCGCCACCCGUCCAAAAUCUAACCAAUCAAAUUCAGGAGUAGGUGGACCCACAGGUAAAUUCAGCCAAUCGGAUUAUUGCUGGUGGGUGCUUGGUGUCAUAGCCACAAAGGCACAAUUUGCCUGCUGGUACAGUGUAUCAGGCUGGCUAGGUGUUGACAACCCUGCUAAUUGGCGUGGAGCUCCCAUCGUGAAUUUGAUAUUUUACGAAAUAUUUUCGACAUUAUUUCACCGCUGCGCGGGGAGGCAGUCCUGGAUUGUGAGGUCUCUUCAUGUUUUCAAACGCUGAAAUUAACGUUGUCAGCAGGACAGUUUUCGAGCGAAGCGACCUUCAACGGACUUGAAUAAACAAAGACUUUUUCUUUCUGUUUUACAUUGACUACUUCCAUUGUCCAGUGACGUCCGCGGCGGCCAUGGGACCUUCGCAGCCUGGCAUCUUUGGCAUCUUUGGCAUCUUGCUCUUAUGCUUCUUAACUCUGACAGCCGGGUCAGAUUUCCCUUUGAGAUCCAAACCGUCCGGACAGGCAGCUUUUGCUCGGCAUUCAAACCGAGCUGCCAAAAUCACUAAGCGGUCUCUGCCGGCUUCUUCGCACCUCCACGCCGCAAGCCGGCGGAGCGCCUCCGGGGAUGCCUCCUGUGACGCUCUCCAAGGAUAUGGAUCCAAGUUGGACAACAACACCCACCAUUAUACCUUCAAAGACCUCAGUGGAUCCGUGUCACUGGCCUGGCUUGGAGAUGGGACCGGGGUCAUGCUGGCUUUAACGACGUUUCAGGUUCCCUUCUUCAUGAUAAGACUUGGACAGUCAAAACUCUACAGGAGUGAGGACUAUGGCAAGACCUUCUUGGACGUCACGGACCUCAUCAACAACACCUUCAUCAGGUCGGAGUUUGGCAUUGCUAUUGGCCCUGACAAUUCUGGGAAAGUGAUCUUGACAGGCGAGGUGUCUGGGGGUCACAGGUCACGCAUAUUUGUCUCUAACGACUUUGGGAAGACUUUCACCCACCAAGAACUGCCCUUCAACCUCCUCAGAGCCAUCACCUACAAUCCCGAGAAUUCCAACGUGCUGCUGGGACUUAGCUACAAGGAUGAGCUGUGGCUGACUGAAGAUUUUGGCUCUAACUGGAAGAAGAUCCAUGACAUGGUGUGUCUGGUGAAAUGGGAGAGGAAAAAUACCAUCUUCUUUUCAAGCAAUCGCAAUGGAUCCUGCAAUGAUCGGGGAGUGCUGGAGCUUAGGAGAACAACUGAUUUUGGGAAAAGCAUCACAACUGUCGCCACAAAAAUCUACUCCUUCGGCCUGGGCGGGCGUUUCCUCUUUGCUUCUGUAAUGACGGGCAAGGGCACUGAGAGGAGGAUCCACGUGUCAGUGGACCAGGGAGAAACUUGGAAUAUGGCUCAACUGCCCGCCGUUGGUCACGAGCAGUUCUAUUCCAUCCUUGCAGCAAGUGAUGAAAUGGUCUUCAUGCAUGUGGAUGAUCCAGGAGAUACUGGCUGCGGCACCAUUUACGUGUCCGAUGACAGAGGCACCGUUUACUCCAGGUCAUUAGAACGCCACCUUUACACCACCACAGGAGGUGACACCGACUUCACUAACGUCACCUCCCUGCGAGGAGUUUUCAUCACCAGCGUCUUGGCUGAAGAUAACUCCGUGCAGUCCGUGGUGUCCUACGACCAAGGAGGGGAGUGGUCUCCUAUUCAGAAACCUGCAAACAGCAAGUGUGAUGCUACAGCUAAAGACCCAGAAGAGUGCAAUCUCCAUAUCCAUGCUGCCUACAGCAUUGCCAUGAGGCUCAACGUCCCCAUGCUGCCACUGAGCGAACCGAACGCCGUGGGCCUCAUAUUAGCUCACGGAAGCGUCGGUGGUUCGAUAUCAGUGAUGAACCCUGAUGUAUACGUGUCUGAUGAUGGAGGCUACACCUGGAUACAAGCUCUCGACGGACCCCAUCAUUAUGCUAUUCUGGACUCGGGGGGCCUGCUGGUGGCUGUGGAGCACAGUCCCAAUGAACCGAUAGACAAAGUCAAGUUUUCCACCGACGAAGGGCAGUGCUGGCAUCCAUAUACCUUCACCCAGGAGCCCAUCUACUUUACAGGGCUUGCAUCAGAGCCAGGGGCCCGCUCUAUGAAUGUCAGCAUCUGGGGGUACAGAGACAGCUUGCUCAGCCAGUACUGGAUCUCCAUCACCAUUGACUUCAGGGAUCUCCUCACCAGAGACUGCGUGGACCGUGAUUAUGUUCAGUGGUUGGCCCACUCUGAUGACAUCAGCAACCCCAAGGAUGGCUGCAUGCUGGGCUAUAAAGAAAAAUAUCUGCGUCUCAGGAAGGACUCCGUUUGCUGGAAUGGCCGAGAUUAUACCAUCACCACUCAACCAACGCCUUGCCCGUGCACACUGGAUGACUUCCUGUGUGACUUUGGAUAUUACCGCAAGGAGAACAGCUCCGAGUGCCUGGAAGAGCCAGAUCUGAAAGGCAAAGUGCUGGAGUUCUGUCUGCAUGGCAAGGAGGAGCAACUGCUGACUCAUGGCUACAGGAGGAUCCCCGGAGACAAGUGUGAGGGAGGACAGACUCCUGAACGGAAAGAGAUUGACCUCAGUAAGAGGUGUGUGAGUGACCUGCUGGGCCAUGAACUCCAGGUCAGCACCGCCGCCUGCGUCCGUCGUGACCUUUUGGGAUUCAGUUCCCUACCUCAUAUAUGGUUUUUACAGGGAGAAGGCCACUCCUCCAGAUCUGGAGCCAUUGUGGCAACAGUUGUCAUCAUCAUGCUACUGAGCGCUGUCGCUGGAGUUGUCUUCGUCAAGAAAUACGUCUGUGGUGGCAGGUUCUUGGUCCACAGGUACUCGGUGCUGCAGCAACAUGUGGAGGACAACACGGCCGAGGUCAUGGAUGAGCCACUGGACAGCGACCACGCUGGAAAUGGAAAGGUGGACUUCCACGACGACUCUGAUGAGGACUUGUUGGAAUAGCAGGUAGAGCCUGUUAAUCCACUCAGCAGCAAGCUAGCCUAGCUGCUGACGGCAGCCUGUCUCCAGCCACUUCCUGUCAUCACGUAUGAUCUUUGACCUCAGCUAGCACACGGACGGCCUGUGUCGCUCUGCCGUCUUCUGGAAGCACAAUGAAUGUAUGCCGACUCCCUGGGCGUACCAUAUGUUUGGGUGUAAAUUGCUGACGUUUAUUUAUUAUUACAUGGAUGCAAGACCUGAGUCAGGCCAAGAGAAACUAACUCCUGACCAAAGCAUCACCGUCCUGCCUCGGCUUCCACUUGGCAAGCGUUCCGAAAAAUACUCGUCCUUUCUCUGCACUCUGUCUGUAUGGCGUCCCAUCAAAGGUGAUAUUGGCUUGGCAGGCGACUGAUGGGUAACGACCCUCCCCAAUCUCUCCCCAAUCUCUCCCCAAUCUCUCCCCAAUCUCUCCCCAAUCACUACAACAGACAGCUACUUUGUCUUCCUGCCCCCAGUGGCCAGGAUGGGACUCUUUUGGGCCUGCUAGUCUGUGGCUCGUUCCUUUGUUUGUUGCUUUGGCUUUCAAAAGCAGCCUGGUGUCUCAACGUUUAGAUACACGUAAAAGACAUCUUUAAUAUCUGCAACCUUGCCUGCUGCCCUGUUGGAUAAAUGAAGCCUCCACAGAAAUAUCUGAACUUCACCUGCUAAAAGCUUCAACGCCACACUUGACCAAAGUACGUGGCUGUCGUACCGUCGUCAUCUCAGCACUCGUAGUCGUCUGUAAUGAUUUCAUCUGGUUUGUACCAAAGCUAUAGAAUCUGCACGGCGCAAGUCGUAGCGGAUACAUCUGUACUUUCAUAGCAUCACUUUCAAAUGUCUUAGAAACACACAGGAAGAAUGACAUGACAAUAUUGUAGGAUGUAGAAAGUACGUCAAUAACAAAACUCUCUUAGGUUUUGGCCCCCAGUUUGUUUGUCCCAUGUUUGUCAUGCCAAUUCUAUUUGGGAUUAGCAAAGGGUGCAGUAAACGUGCUGCGGCGGUAUGCGUGCCCCCCCCCCCCCACCAGGGGGGGGAGACGAGUAUGGUUCCGUAAGAACAGUGAAGGAUAAAUGAUGUUUCAUAUAAACUUGCAUUGAACUGCACGUAGUCCCCAAGUUGGUGUCCACGCCUCAGAAUGAGAGCAUUGUGGUACUUUGGUAAAGGGCUCAUGGAAAGAUGGAAAGAUGGAGAGAUGGAAAGAUGUAGGGCAGAGAGCUGGUAUUCCAUGACUAAGUCAUGCUAUCUUUUUCUUACAAUGUGACGCAUCACAUGCUUACGUGUUGUAGAUACAGUAUGCAGGCUUCCAUCUUCCCGUCUGCUGCUUUUCCUUGGAUUUAUCAAUAAAUGAUCCUGUUUCUCUG
Doryrhamphus excisus (bluestripe pipefish) is the source of this 4394-nucleotide messenger RNA. Lineage: Eukaryota; Metazoa; Chordata; Actinopteri; Syngnathiformes; Syngnathidae. The record is from RefSeq and is a predicted model, not a curated record.